UAUUUGGUCAUCUCUUUUAAUAUUUAGAGUAAUUAAUUCUGGUUCCCUCAAACAUGGGUUUGCCUCUUGGCUUCUCAUCUUGUGUUCUGUUUCUCAUGGUGCUCUUCCCUGUUUUAUGUACUUCCCAGGACAACUUUGUAUGCUCAAGGGCAACCUACUUUGGUAGCCCUGAUUGCUUAGGGAACCCACGUGGAGCAUGUGGGUAUGGUGACUAUGGACGAACCGUGAACGAUGGAAACGUAGGAGCCACCUCUACGCUUUGGAGGAGCGGUGCCGGCUGUGGUGCAUGCUACCAGGUUAGGUGCAAGAUCCCAUCAAAGUGCACAGACGAAGGGGUGAACAUAGUGAUCACUGACCAUGGUGCAAGCGAUAAUGCUGACUUCAUCUUAAGCCCUCGUGCCUUCACAAAGAUGGCUCGCCCAAACAUGGCCUUAGAUUUAAUGGCGUAUGGUGAAGUUGACAUCGAAUACAAAAGAAUCCCAUGCCAGUACCCGGGGUACAACCUUAUGGUUAAGGUCCAUGAACAUAGCAAGUUUCCUGAUUACUUGGCCAUAGUUUUCAUAUACCAAGCUGGCCAAUAUGAUAUUGUAGCUGUUGAGAUAUGGCAGGAGGAUUGUCAGCAAUGGAAGCCAAUGAGGAGGGCAUACGGCACAGUCUGGGACACACCAAACCCGCCGAGAGGUGCACUUACAGUGCGGUGCCAAAUGACAGGAGGCGCCGAUGGGCCAAAAUGGGUGCAGAUGACUAAUGUGGUUGCUAGUGAAUGGAAGGCUGGGGUUGCUUAUGACACUGCAGUUCAGCUUACUUAAAAACUACUUUUGGGUUACCACCUA
Telopea speciosissima is the source of this 833-nucleotide messenger RNA. Its product is annotated as expansin-like B1. Gene Ontology annotation, cellular component: extracellular region. Lineage: Eukaryota; Viridiplantae; Streptophyta; Magnoliopsida; Proteales; Proteaceae. The transcript has 6 exons. The record is from RefSeq and is a predicted model, not a curated record. Bases 54 to 809 code for a protein of 251 amino acids.